Rhincodon typus (whale shark) is the source of this 642-nucleotide messenger RNA. RefSeq names its product TBC1 domain family member 15-like. The record is from RefSeq and is a predicted model, not a curated record. The transcript is spliced from 5 exons. The annotation marks the transcript as partial. Lineage: Eukaryota; Metazoa; Chordata; Chondrichthyes; Orectolobiformes; Rhincodontidae.
AUUGUGUAUGAACAAGAUGGAGUAUUUAUUCAUUUGUGCUCUGAAAGAAUUGGUGAACAAGAUACACUUCCGGGAAUACUGAGGUUGAUUGAUAAGGGUACUGGAGCUGUAGUGGAUUGGUCACCAGUGGAUGACUCUCUGGAUCCUUCAAACAUUUUUUGUGCAGGCAAGGAUUCCAGUUCAGUUGUCGAAUGGAGCCAAUGUCCGAAAGAAAAAUCUUCUAGGAGUACUAUGCACCAAAACAGUUGUGAAGCUGAAUGGGACAUGGUUAAUACAGUUACUUUCAAAAAGAAACCCUUUAUAAAUGGUGAUGAUGACUCAACAUAUAACAUGAAUAAGAGAAGUAAAUGGGCAUUCUCCUUCAAUCUGACUGACCUGAAAUCCAUUAAAAAAAAUUUAGAAGGCAUGGGCUGGUCAUACUUGGUGUUUUGUCUUUGGGAUGAUACCUUUCUGCCAGCUCUUCAUUUCCAUCACGGAGGCAGCACGAUUCUGCUGCAGUGCCUUAAGAGAUAUGUUCUUCUUAGUGAAUCAUCUCAUGAUGACCGAGUACUCCUUGUUGCAUACAACAGUAAGGCACUUUCUCAGUCUUUUGAGAACUUGUUCGAAGAGCACGCAGUUGGCUUAGUGCAAGUAAGUGCAUGA